CUGUUCGCUGGGUCGAUGGCGACUCAUACAUCCUCGACAAUCCCGACCCUCGAUUCUGCCCAUGGCCGGAAUGCAGGAUUCAUUUGAGAAGACGAACAGACGCGACUGCGUCAUAUCCUGGAGUACCACGGGUCCUUCGCGACGUACCGUUGCCUAGUCUGCCACCGGGAGGUAUCAUGGGUGAACCGCAGCAUGAGGAGAUGCUGAUUCAUGUUCACCGUAGACAGGCAGGGAAAACCCCAGUACGUCGACCUACUUACGGCACGUCAGCCCGGAUCCCAGAGCCCACGUUUCCGCAGUGCGUCUUCGCGAUGCCCACAGGACGCAUCAAUGAGAUGCGCCACUGACACGCAUCACGACGUCGACCAUAGGAUAUCCAGUCAUAGCAUCCGGCACGGGGACAGCGCGAAGUGCGGCAUGAGAAAGCAUGUAAACGGCUUUCUCACGAAUAUUCCUAGUAAGCUUCACAACACAUCGACGAGGCGGCUCGGCCAACCUGACUGGAGCCUAACAGCUUCCCGCAAACUUCCUUUCCAACCCUGCUGCCGCCUCCGGCCCCCCUACCUGGUAGCCGUCUAUCAGCUCGUCGUACCCCGUAGCCGUGACGGGCACGACAAUGGUCGUUCGGAUGACCUAGACGAUUUUGACAAAAUAGAGGGUAUUACUUCGGUCCCCACCCCUACGGAAGAUGACCUCGACACUUAUAAGUACACAGCUUGCGUUGGUCUCAACAUUGAUCGCUCCCUUCGUGGCCACAGAACCCUAUACCGCCUGCCCCUCGACCCUUUGUGCCUAUGGCUUCCGCGACUGGAGAUCACGGCCACACGCUCUGUGCCUAUCCACUUCAACGCGCAAAACACCCUCCCAGUCCUGCAGCAGCGCCCGGUCGUCCCGCCCACCGCCCUGCAACCUACCUUCACCUUCUCGUACCCCAUACCCGGCAGAGUCACGGCCACCAACGUAGGGCACGCGCACCACUUCCCUCCCUACUAUGGUUAUGGUGAUCCACCGGCUCCUGUGGCCGCGGGGCCUUCCACCAUGACCACCACAACCUCAGUGGCCCGCCCUUCAAGGGGGAGACGUAUCGAAUCUCCGGCCUCCAGGCCCGAGUCUGUGGCCAUGCCUACGACGAACCCCGCGACAUCCGACGACAUUGAACCUUCGCUGUACACGGUCAAUCGUAAAUACGAAGCAAGGCUACGACGUCACCUCCAAGUGACUCACUCACGCCCCGACGGCAGCAGUAUUUUGGACAGCGCGGAGACAAUGAGGGAGAGGAGCAUGGUGGCACACGUGAAAUUAUGUCGGAAGCAACAGGCCAAAAAUGGAGCUAAGCCUCACGCAGAGAUGUCAACGCCGGACGAUUCGGAUCACAACGAACGCCCCGACUCGGAACCCUCCAGCAGCUCAACCACCUCUCCGGUCACAGCGCCUGCUGUGUCCUGUGACGCUCAUACAGGCUCCUUCGGGCUGCAGCCACCAUCGAGAUGCGGGCGUAUGACCUCUGACAGCCAGGUGGGGCUGAGCCAGGGCGGGGGGAUGGACGACCUCAACCGAGGCUCCAACGGUGCCAUGCACGACACCGUAGGCGUCGACGAGCAACACUAUAUCACGGCGGGCGCACCCACGAUGCGGACUCCUGACCCACCGCUGUUCAGCCUUCCCGCCCCGGGCCCUGACGUGCUCGAGGAGUUCUUGAGUAAUCUUUUCCCGGAGGAAGACACGUACGAAGCCUCGCUGACGGUUUCCCGCAGGCCGCCUCCGCGCGAGAGCACAACUUGCAUAUACCACCUAUCCCGCUUGGAUGGUAUCUUCUUCGUCAACGGGCCCUCCGCCUCCGAGGGCGCCCACUUGCUCGAUGGUGCCGUGGAGACUGAACGAGCCCCUCGCCUGUUAAACGUUUGCGUGCUCUUUGUUCGGCACGGGCGCCUAUCUUUCUUGGAUCCCGCCCAACUUGGCUUGGCUGCGCCGCCUGAAUCUUCCCUCCCAGCGAUCUACGCGUCUCGCGUGAUCGACAGCCAUAGAUUUUGGGACGGAAACGUUCGAUACUAUGCCCACCUCCUAUAUCCAGUCAGAACCUUGUCUGUGCCUGCGUGCAUUCCUGUCACCGUUCGACUUUUGUCGCUGCUCAUUGGACUCGGGAGUACUAGUACUUACCGCGAGUCUGCCGUCCCGUGUUCACGACAGCCUGAGGAGAAAGAGGGCACGGCGAAACGCAGUCAGAUAUAUGCAUACAUGCGGGACGCAGCAACGAGUUGA
Molecule: messenger RNA, 2259 nt
Organism: Fomitopsis serialis
Lineage: Eukaryota; Fungi; Basidiomycota; Agaricomycetes; Polyporales; Fomitopsidaceae
Exons: 14
Coding region: 211-2259 (682 amino acids)
Source: RefSeq, a predicted model, not a curated record